Molecule: messenger RNA, 2747 nt
Organism: Anolis carolinensis (green anole)
Lineage: Eukaryota; Metazoa; Chordata; Lepidosauria; Squamata; Anolidae
Exons: 2
Coding region: 149-2185 (678 amino acids)
Source: RefSeq, a predicted model, not a curated record
UUUGUCAGCCAGAGAUAUUUCAAAAUACUUUGGGGGGGGAGGAGGAGGAUGGCUGGUCACAAUACCUAUAUAUGAGGUCUUGCACUGAGAACUGAGCAGACUGCAUCCUGGGCUUUUGAGUUUUUGGCUCCACAAAAGAUUGUUCACUAUGGCAUCCCCAGAAGAAAAGACACGUGCCUUGGUCAAGGCUGUGGAGACCCUCAGCAAAGCAAAAGAUCUACGCCAAGAAGCGGAACUUGUCAUGAAACCUUAUGCAAACUGGGAAGAGUUCCUGAUACCAGCUCCCCUCUCCAUUGCUAUCCUGGGGGAAUUGAUUUUUAUCUCAUCAGGACAGCAAGACUUCUCCAUCAACUUAAAGCCACCCAAGGAAGGCUUCCAUCAUCUCAAGUUUCCAGAGUCCUUCAAGGCUUCCCUAUGUCAAGUGAGCAAUCAAGGUUGGGGUGCUUUCAACGAGGCCCACACAAACAUGGAUCAGAUCAGGUUGCUUUCAAGGGGCAUUCCACAACGGAUGAAAACAAUUGUGCAGACUCUUCUUCAGGAAGCUGAGGUGGUGACGGCCUUGAUUCCUAGCCAACUCAAAAACCUCCAGGCAAUGACAGAGCGAUGUGUAGAGCUGGCCAAGGCAGUGAAUGCUAAGUUUGCGGAUGUGAUCAAAUUGAUCCAGGAACUCCUUGAGGCUUGCCUCAAUGCCAAACAUGGUUAUGAGCAGGAGCUGGUGGAUGUGAAGAUAGCUCUGGAACAAGCUGAGAUCCGAAAAAAAUCAGCCAAAGAGGCCAAAAAGAUGGCUGAACAGUAUCAUAAGUUAAUGAAGAAGCAAGUAGAGGAGUCCUACCAGCAUUAUAAAAAGGCCAUGGAUUCCAUCCCCACAGGGUGGGAUGCAGUGGGAAUGGAAGUGGUUACCAACCUUAAUCAAAUCUUGGGUAAUCUUUCUGUUGAGUUCACCCGCAUGUUAGCAAUGAGGCAGGGGAUUGUGAGAGAAGGAGCUGACAGGAACGCUGGUGGGGAACAGGCUGUGAUGACGCCAUUUAUUCCAGCUAGUAUCAUAUGUUCCAAGUCAGCUGAGCUUUUAACUUUUGCAACCAGCUUGAAGAACCUCUUAGAUGGACAUGGAGGUCUCAAGGUCCCCUUGAUUCUUGAUAAAAACACUGGAGAAGUCAAAACAAGGUGGGUGACCACAAACUUACAAAGGCUGAAAGCCUCCAUUGAUAAAGAAGUAGAUUGCGAGGCCAAAGCAAAAGCUCAAGUGAUUUGUCAAGUUGGACUGGAUAUUUGCCAACAGCUGGAGGAAAUGGCUUCCUCAGAAGGUGGUCUUGGGCAGGUAGGGCACAGCUUACUGAGUGAGAUUAAUCAACUCCAUAAGAAUGCAGCAGAAUUUGAUUCGUACAGCAAGUCCUACACUCGAUCUCCAGCCUUUUCUCCCAAACCACCCAACUUGUCCAAAUUGGCAGCAGCAGAAAGUUUAGGGUUAGAAAAUGCCCACCUGAAAGUGAAGCAGAGCCAGGAGGCACUGAAGGCCACAAGGGAGGAAUAUCAGAAAAGCUUUGAGAACUUCAAGAAGCAGAACGAGGAGCUGGCGGAGAUCCUUUGCACUAUGAGAAGUUAUCAGGUCAAGGAGGUGGAUUUUGACACUGCCAGAGAAAUGCUCAUCAAGGGACUGAAUGCCCUGGGGAAACUGAAGGAGCAAUGGGAGAAGAUGAUACAGUUUUUCCAAAUGAUCUCCAACUUAAUUGGGUCUUGCUUGGCUUGGAGCGUGAAAGAUUUUGUCGACACAGUAGAGAGUACCACUAAAAUCUCAGCUUAUACAUUCAAUGCCUUCACAGCAGAUAUAGUUUAUGGAUAUAUUUUUAAUGCUUCCAGUGUGGCUCAACUAGUAGUCAUGAUUUCUGAGACUUACAUGGAGGUAUCGCAGAAAUACCUGAUGGAGCGGAUCAGCAGCUUAGGUCGUAUCCUGACCAUGGAACCUAAUCACCCAGCGUUAGCCACCGAACGCGUCACGUUGGCCGAAGGCUGUGACGCAGCACAGAAAGCAGUAAAGGAGCUGGUGUUGGAAAAGAAGGAGGAGUUUUUGCGAAGUCUGGAUGCCAGAGAAGAAGCUGUCGAAAGGGAGAUGAGAACAUUGUUGCCUGGAAAGGAGGGUGGGGUAGAGCUGAAAGAGCUCAGUGUGGAGGAGGAUGACUUUAUAUAAGAUGUGAAGAAGUGGAUCCAAGGAUGAUUGGGCAAAACAAAGGGGAUAUUGUUGAUUAAUUCAUAGCUCAAAGGAUCUUGAGUAGUGGUUCUCAACCUUUGGUCCUCCAGGUGUUUUGAACUUCAGCUCCCACAAUUCCUAACAGCUGGUAAGCUGGCUGGGAUUUCUGGGAGUUGAAUUCCAAAACACCUGGAGGACCAAAGGAUGAGAACCACUGGUCUAGACUAAGGUAAGGUAAAGGUUUCCCUUGAUGUUAAGUCCAGUCAUGUCUGACUCUGGGGGUUGGUGCUCAUCUCCAUUUCUAAGCUGAAGAGCCAGCGUUGUCCAUAGACACCUCCAAGGUCAUGUGGCCGGUAUGACUGCAUGGAGCACCGUUACCUUCCCGCCAGAGCAGUACCUAUUGAUCUACUCACAUUGGCAUGUUUUUGAACUGCCAGGUUGGCAGAAGACUACUAUGCUGCAAAUAUAAGACACAGUGACACAGAAUCUGUAUAUUAAAAUAAUUAAAAGGAAUAAACUUAUAAUGUAAGGAAUGAAUAAACAACCAUAUAUUGGGAGAUUA